AUGUGGGCCCCAAGUGGGUUGAGCGGCACUCAUGGCACCGACCCUCGCUUGGCCCUGCAGAACCAAGCGAGGAAACAAGCAGCCAACCUCUCGCCCAUUUCGGUGGAGGAAUGGAAUUCCCUCCUAAAAAAGGUCCCAAACAAAGCCCCAGGCCCAGAUGGGUGGUGCUAUGAAAUGCUCCGAGCAUUACCUCAUGAAGCCAUUCUUGAAUUGGCUAGCAUGGUGCGCCAAUGGGAAAUCGAAGCCCAGUUUCCCCAGCACUGUGAUAUCACACAGUAUGCCAUGCUCCCCAAAAAUGAAACAUCCGAACGGCCUAUUGGGUUAACCCAUGUCCUCCACAGGAUAUUUUGCAAGGCGAGAUGGCAUCUUAUCACAGAGUGGGAGAACAGUUACAACCCUACCUCUCCCUGGAAUCAGGCGAAGGCAGGGAACAGCUCCCUUGACACGGCCCUCCGCCGCCUAAUCAGGGCUGAAACAAACAAAAGAGAGAAGCGUCACACCAUUACACUUCUCCUUGAUCUAACAUCCUUCUAUGAGACUGUCCCACAUUGGCAGCUCCUAGCCCAGGGUGUCCGACACUCCUUUCCCCCGCUUCUACUUGAAAGAGCGUUAAGCCUUUACUCAGGCAGCCGAUACAUAGAAGCGCAGGGGAGUCUGUCUCGCCCCAUCCGAGCUACAAGAGGUCUCAUAGCAGGUUGCCCUCUCGCCCCUGCUCUUUCCAGAGUUGUGCUCCAUGAUCCGAUCUCGAAGAUGCACUCUGCCUCCCCUGUACACCACAUCGAUUUGUGGGUGGACGAUUGCUCAGCAGAUUUUGUCGAUUCUCAUGCGCCGACAGUCGCUGCUCAAGCCAUCAAGUGUUACAGGGAGCUUAAAGCUGACCUCGAGAAUCAGGGCCUGAUGGUCAGCACCACCAAAACGGCUUUCAUCUGCUCAAACAAGGCCUCUGCCAGAGAGCUGCAAUCCUUGCUUGAAGAACAUGAACCCCCCAUCAAAACCUUAGGCAAGGACCUUGGUCUGGAUUAUGCUGCGGGGCAGAGGAGGCGAAUCACAGUGGCCAAAGGCAGGCACGCUAAAGGAGGGCAGCGAGCCAGAAAAUUGACCAAGCCGCAAGUCAAAAGCACUAGCAUCAGAGUGAGACUCUUCAACGGUUCCAUCCGGUCCUCUGCCUUGUAUGGGCAUGAAGGGGUUGGGGUAGCGCCUAAACGGCGCAAAUGGUUCAGAAGUUUGCUGGCUGCAGCCUUGGGCAGACCCACGCUUGCCAGCACUGACUCAGCCCUUGAGUUCCACUCGAACAAAGUUGUAGAUCCAGCCUACACCAUCUUGUCGCAGCAUUUCAAGGCGAUACGGCGACUUCUUCUCAGCUGGCCCGACAGGGACAUUGGCAGAUUGCACCAGAGCUGGAACAAACUCGGGCAAUGGCUGAGCGAAGCUGAACAUCCCUGGAAAAGGGCGGCUGGGCCGCUUGGAGCCGCCUGGUGCUACCUUCAAGAGUUGGGGUGGGAGGCUAUCAGCCUCAGUAAGUGGCGCGUUGAAGGUGACAUUCUUGACAUCCGUCAGGGACCUGACUUCCAUAGACUUCUUUUCCAGCUAAAACAUCUAAUUGACACCAGGCGACACCGCCGCAUUGCUCAAUCAGAUGGUGGCAAAGGAUUAGAGACAGGACCGGACUGGACAGCCCCCAGAAGGCUCCUCAAACAAGCCAACAAGCAAGAAAAGGCGGCGCUCCAAGCGUUGUGGCAAGGCGCCGUCAAGGCGUCUCCAACAGCCACGUGUUCCCUGUGCAACCUUCCUGCCACCAAGAAGCAUGUACUCUGGGAAUGCAAAUGGUGGAAAAAGCAUGGUGAACAACCGCCUAGAUGGUGGGAAGAUUACCCGGAGCAUCAAUCCACUGAUUGUCUGUGGAAUUUUGGGCUCAUGCCCAACCUUCCCAAGGAAAUGCCCUCCGGAGAUUCCAUUUUGGAAGUCCAAGGAGUCCUACGCAAUCCUGACCAAAUCCCUGAAGGCGCUUUCGCGGCCACUGACGCCAGUGGUGGCCCCACCACUGACCAUCGGCUUCAAACCGUGGUGUGGGGGUUGAUAGUUUAUGAAUGGUGUGGGGACACGCCCAAGCGAAUUGGGUCCAUUGCUGGUCUCCUUGGUAAUGAGCAGUCAGUGUACCGAGGGGAGGCUAAAGCCAUCCAACAAGCGGCCCUUCUCCUUCCAGAAGGGACCGACGUCACCAGUGAUUGCAAAGGGGCCGUUGCGCGUGCCAGGAGGGGCCCCGCGGGGGGAGGAGCACACCAAGACAUUUUUGGUACUGCGCCCACCCAUGAGCUUCGCCUUACAUGGGUCCCAUCCCAUUUGGGAUGUGAGGAAUUUAAGGCAAAAAUGGGGGAAGGCCAAGAAUGGCGGCGCAACAUCAAUGCUGAGGUUGAUGCAUUGGUGUCCAGACAUGCCAAAGCCCUCUACAGCACUGAGCGUGCAGAAAGGCUGCAGCAACAUGACAAACUGGCUACCGAUGUGGCCAGCUUUUUAGGACGCCGGCUCCUCUCCUUGCUUGAGGGAGGCAAGAAGGAUGGCCCGCAAGUUGUUUUCCCUAAGGAUCAACCCCAGGAAGAACCGGCCCACCCUCCCUCCAGUAGCUCCUCCUCAAACCAAUCCACCUUCUCCAAAAACCGGUGGAAGAAACGCCGGAAAAUUCCGAGGGGCAACCAAGCCACCACAGGCCUGGAUUCCCCCACCGUGAAUCCGGCGGAUGGCAUUCCAGGGGGUGACGCUACCACAGCACGACCUGAAGAAACAGGGAGCCUUAACAAAAAACAAAUUUUGACAGGCUUGGUGCAAGGCACCCUGGACGUUAAAGGUCACACCUUUGUCAUCACCCGGAACACCGUUAACAAUUUGCAAAUCAAAUGUGAAAAUUGCGGUUUGUGGAUUCAACAAGUUGACACCAAAGACACAUUCAACCGAAAGACCCAUAACCACUGCAAGGGUCAUCCGGACAGCGUUCCCUCCCCAACAUGGACGUGGCAUGCAUCCCACGUUAUGGUGAAUGAAGGGAACCGAUGGGCAAAGGCAAAGGUAAAGGGGGGGGGAGCCAACCUCCCGGAGCAGGCAAAGGGGGCCAUCCUCCUGGAGGUAAAGGCGAGAUCCCCUUCAAGCGGCCUUCCAAGAAGGACAGAGAUCGCCUUAAGCAGCUGGGUUUGUGGCCACCUCCCAAGGGGCAAGGCAAGAAUGCCCGAACAGGCCCACACCCGGCAGAGGAAAGGGGUCACGCCAGACCACCUACACCUCCCCCCGUCAGACGGGGGGCUCCAGCAGAAAGAAGUCCCUCAACGAGCCGCAGCCGCACACCGCGCCAAGAGGAGACUGAUGCAGAAGCACCAGCUGCGGAGUCCCCCUCGCAAUCGUCGAACUCAACAGAGCUUCGACGAGCCUCACCCGACCAACCGCGGCACCAACCUGAGCCGAGCAAACACUGACCCCAUGCCAGUCAAGCAGGAAUCCACCGAGGAGUUUAGCUCCGAAGAGUCGUCUGGAGAGGCGGCACCUCUUCCACCUUGGCCUCUCUUGGCAGACAGCCUCCACCUCACGGUUGACCGGGUUCGCCGUAGCAACAACCGUGACUUCUGGCUGUCUAACCUCGGCCCAACCUUGUGGUUGGAUUGCUUCCCAACCUUCAAGGGUUCCAGCCUCCUGGGCAUAGGGGGAACGCGAGCAGUGUACACCUCACCUACCUCAGAAGGCAAGGUGUGGAAGGUUGCUCUCAAAGCAGAUCCCAGCCACCAUGGGAUUGAGCAAACCAUUGGGCAACGGAUGGUGGGGACGGGGCAGCUCACCAUCCGUGACUUUAAGACCCUGGAGAUUGAGGUCUUGGAGGUCUUGCACAUGUUCAUGGUCCUCACAGCCCUUGUGGGUGCUGGCAUUUGGGUAGCGGCGUGGGCCCGCGGCGUCGUCCGCACGGACCAUUCGAGCCCACGGCGACUCGCCAUCGCCUUCAGGCAGCGCCUCCUUGCCACAGAUGGGGGGAAGGAGGUUCUUGGGACUUUGGUCCGUCAAGGGGUCAUCAUCCCUAGUCCCUCGCUGAACCUGUGCCUCCCGAUGACGGUCAAUGGAGUCAACAGUGGCGGGGACUGGUGCUUCGCCUCAAUUGAAGACCUUGAGGUGGGCACCACAUCCCCUCCAGGUGGGAGGUGGGCAUCACUUCCCCUCCAGCUAGGUAUCGGCCGAAAUCUGGCACAGCACUCCUCCCAGGCAGGCCUACCCAUGUGUGGUGUCGUGAGGCCUAUGCGCCGGCGGCAGAGAGUAGUCCUUUUCUCAGACCUUGUGACUGCUCCUGCCGCUGGUCCCUUUACUGUGUGGGUCCAUUUGGUUCGUUUUGGCCCUUUCCCAGUGAGCAGUCAGCAGGUUGGCCGACCAGCCCGAGAGACUAUGUCUCGCCCCUUAGGGGCUCCGGGUGAAUUCAUUUGCAUGAUGUACGCCCACUGGGUAUGGGAUACUCUUCCUGACGAGGCCUGUGUGCAGCUGAGAGAAGCAGGGUUUGAAGCCAAGCCGGCUCGCACAGAGGAUGUGGAUCUUGUUGCGCUCCUGCAGCAGCAUGUCGGAGACCUUCCCCAGGUCAUCGUGGACGCCCUGCCGGCGACCCCAACCCCGGACCCUCGCCAGGAGGGCAAGGAGGCUGGGGAUGUUCUUCGCAGCUCGGUGGGCAAGCUCCGUGAUCUGGGCCAGAGGAAACUGAGGCUGCAGGAGGAGAUCGACACAGCAAAGGACAAUUUGCGAGCAAUGCUUCACAAGAUGCAGGACAUCCAGAAUGCCAUCGAGGAGGCAAAGGUGGAAGUCGCAAAGACCACCAAGGAAUAUGAAGACAAGGUGGUCAAGCAUUGUGCGGAAGAGGUCAACAAUGGAGUGGAAUCUGUUCUGCAGGCUUUGGGCAUGCAAGAGGCCAGCCUUACCGAGGAGCAAAAGAGGAAGCUGGAAGCUCUUAAGUCCGAUGAAGCCAAGCGCAGACGCAUGCAGGGGGACCAGCGGGGGGCCAGGUACCCAGUCGUCUUGUCGCAGCAGAAGAACCCGACGACGUCGCAACAGUUAGCGGGUUUGGUGUCCCGGGGCUUUCAGCAGGGCUUUCUGUCGGUGGAGUCUAGCAUGGUAGGCCUUUUCGAAGAUGACGAACCCACCGACCCCUUGACUUUGGAGUAUUUGGUGGUCCACAAAAUGAAUCUCAAGGUCUGUUCGGCCAAUGUCACCCGAUGGCGGUCGAGUCGCCGGAAAUGGGCCCAUACCUUGUCCCCGGACAUUCUUAUGAUUCUAGUGACCUUCCACGCCUCGCAAGGCUGCGGUUAUGUCAUUGUGGCGUUGCGCUCCAAAGGGGUAGAUUUCAAUUGGAUCUCCUUGUACCUAGAAAGUGGGACUGGCUUGGAUAGCCCAGUCAAUGAUCUCAUCCUGUCCAGUCUUACCCAACAUUUGUCCCUCCUUCAAGGUAUGAAGAAAGGUGGCAGGGCCCGGGUGGUUGGCAGUGGGUCUCCUACGGCGGGAGGGGACUCCGAGAUUGACUUCUUCGUCGUCCACCCCAGUCUCCAGCCGUUGGCCUCGCACCCAGUUGGCGGCGGUGCCUGGACAGGAGGGCCUAUGGCUAUCUGGGAUAGAUGGCGCACCUGGCUUCAGACAGGGAUGGUCCCCAAAUCCUCAGAGGCCUUCGCCUCCAUCCCUCCGGACGACCCCCUUCUUCCCGUCCUAAAGGGCUGGGUUCAUGCUGAUGACCGCAGCAGCCUCACUCGGGAGUUGGUGCCCCAGGUUGAGGCAAAAUAUAAGGAAGCUUUAGCCUCCCAGACCUCCCAGAACUCCGAGUCUUACUCCAAGUGGCUAGAAGAGGCGCAAAAUGAUCACCUCCGCCCCCUUUACCGCUCCCUUCGAGCUGAUGAGCAAACCUUGGAACGGCCGUAUCGGGAGUUCACUCCCCUGGCGCGGCCCUAUAAACGGCUCGAAUUUUGGUGCGAGGUCUGGCAGGGUAACCUGGUGUCGCCAGCUCCGCUCCAAGGGGAAGUAUGGGAUGCCUUGUUUGACUUAGCCCGGGAGCAGGUCCGUUCCCUGCCCAAGCAUUCUGCUAGCUCUGUCGCUAAGAUAUGCGCCGCCAGGAAUCCCAAAAAAGGAGGCCCGGACGGCUGGGAUUUCAAUGAUCUUCGAGACCUGCCUCGGGACGCGUGUGCAGUCCUAGCCAACGUCUUCAACAAAAUGGAGGAGGACCUUGCCAUUCCCCUCCAAGUUUCCCAGGUCCAGAUUGUACUUCUGGCCAAGAGUGCCUUGAAGGAAAGACCUAUCGGUCUUACAUCGGUCUUGUGGCGGCUUUGGUGUAAGACUGGUCAGCCAGUGGCUGGCUUGCGGUUGUCUUUCCCAGCCUUGGCCCUGUGCCUCUCCCUUCGCCUCUACCAAGGAGGUCGCACGGUGGUGGGGGAAUCCCAGCCCAGUCCCACCAUCUUCCCAGGCUUGCAUCAUUGCGACGUAUGGUUGGACGAUGUCUCUGCAGACUCCCUCCAUGCCUCGCCGGAUAUAGCCGCGGGAGCGGCUUAUGAAGCCUUUCGAGUGCUCAAGGCCAGUCUUCAGGCUGAAGGUCUCGUCCUCAGCCAAGAGAAAACAAAAUUUGUGGCCGGAACACCCCGCUCGGCCGCGGCGCUGCGACAGCUGCUGCGGCCAGGGGACCCUGACAUAGUCGACGUGGUCAAGGAUUUAGGCCUUGACAGUGGCAGUGGCCGUCGGCGCAGGACUACUACUGCCCAGAAACGCUUCCGGGUAGGUAGCCUUCGUAACCUGAAGUUGGGUAAGCUUCGUAUCCCGUCACGCCGCGUCCGGCUACGGAGCCGAUACGGUUCAACGGAUACCAUCCUAGAUAUGACGGCCCACGAGGUUCAGGAUCCCUACCUUAUUGUGGUAACCCAGCACGUGGAAAGUCUUUUCAGGAUGAUGGCCAGAUGUAACCGCAUGGGAUGGGAGGCAGUAAAGGACACUUGGCGAGUGGUCUGGAAGCGGCUGGAGGCUGCGAAGCACGGUUGGUCCGUGGUCACUGGACCCAUCUCUGCCAUGUGUCAAUACCUCCGCGACCUCCAGGUCGACGGCCAUGAUCCUUCCCGCUGGGUUUUUGAGGAGCGUGUUCUCGAGAUCAAGCCCUCUGAGGUUUCGGUUGUCUGCCAAACCUCGUCUUUCCUCAUGGACAUCAUCAAGACCCAGAGGUCUCGUCGCAUUGGAUCGACCUCGUCGGCAGCGGGUGCUGCUGGCGGGGUCGACUGGACGGUCCCGCGUCGCCUGCUCAAGUCAGUGCGCGCCAAAACAACCCGGUACGCCUACCGGGCUGUUUUCCAAGGGUCCAUUCUCCAUAACGGCAAUGGUGGCAAGGAUGUCUGUAAGUUUUGUGGCGAUCCCGGGGCCACCUUGCGUCACCUCAUGUAUGAAUGCCCUUCCUUCCCUGGUGGCAUGCGGUUACCGGGGUACGUUCUGGCGGAGAAGCGCCGUUUCCCUGAUGACUGCCUGUGGCUUCGGGGUAUGCUCCCCCUUAAAUACCUCCCAGUCGCUCCCUCGGGGGACCUAGAAGUGGUCAAGACAGGCGUGUUUCUCACGUCCUCCCAGGUAGUAGCAGACGGGUUGGUGGUUGCUACGGACGCGUCAGGGGGCAAGUUCACCAAGGAUCCGCGAUUGCGAAGAGUGAGCUGGUCUGUUGUCGCAAACGGGCUGCCACCAUACCGCCUGUUGCAGGGCGGAAAGUCCAGGACCUGGAUAGGCUCGUAA
Messenger RNA from Symbiodinium natans, 7752 nucleotides. NCBI's taxonomy places the organism in Eukaryota, Dinophyceae, Suessiales, Symbiodiniaceae. The record is from the annotation of a GenBank genome assembly.